This is a messenger RNA of Balaenoptera musculus (blue whale), 4426 nucleotides long. It is a transcript of the gene TMEM116, whose product is annotated as transmembrane protein 116. NCBI's taxonomy places the organism in Eukaryota, Metazoa, Chordata, Mammalia, Artiodactyla, Balaenopteridae. Gene Ontology annotation, molecular function: G protein-coupled receptor activity. Bases 3114 to 4127 code for a protein of 337 amino acids. Gene Ontology annotation, biological process: adenylate cyclase-activating G protein-coupled receptor signaling pathway. The transcript has 11 exons. The record is from RefSeq and is a predicted model, not a curated record. Gene Ontology annotation, cellular component: plasma membrane.
GAAUAUACCUAGGAGUGGAACUGCAGGGUCAUACAGCAAUUCUAUGUUUAACUUAUUGAGGAAUUCCAAAACUUCAUUUUGAUGGUUUCACCCAAUGCAUAGAUUUUAUCUAAUAAACUGCCUCUGGUUGGUAGUACAGCCUCCCCUCCUCCUACAACUUUUAAUUUUUCUAAUCAAAGUCAUCACUACGGGUUAAUUUUUCAUCACAGGCAAUCCCUGCCAUAAUUAAGUCAAUCUGACAUCAGUCCAGCUUUUGUUAGUCCUUGUUUCUUACUGUGGGUUGCUGUCCAUUUCGUUUUAGGUUUUAAAAAAUAUUUAACAGCGCCGGAGGACACAAGGGAAGAGGGAGAAGGGACCAGAACAGGUAAUCUUUAAGUGGUCACUGACUCCAAAAAGUCUGAGUUCUGGAGUCUAAGAGCAGGGAAGACUUAAAAAUAUAAAUCAGAUCACAUCCCUCUGGCCCAUUUGGCCUUAUUUCAGUUCAACACACCAAACAUUCCCACUCAGGGCCUUUUCAUUUGCUGUCUCUGCUGGCUGGAGCGCCCUUUCCCUGGUUCUUUCCAUGGUUGUCAAAGCUCAGUUCAAAUGUCCUCUCCUAACGGGGAGGCCUCCCCCACUCAUACCAUCUAAUUCUGCUUCAUUUGCAUCAUACUCUAGCAGGCUACUUUCUUCACUGCAUUAACCACUCUCUGAAAUCCUUAUUUGCUUGUUGCCGGUCCUCUCCACUAAAAUAUAAUUUAUGAGAAUAAGGACCGUCUCUGACCUGUUUUCUGCUGUAUUAUCCCUAGUGCCCAACAGUGCCCUGGCAUGUGGCAGAUGCUCCGAAAAUAUCUGAUAAAUGAACAAAACCAGGGCAGGCUUUGAUAGCAGAUGCUACAUGUCCAGGGAGAAAAUGUUAUAAAAGAACACAUGAAAACCUAACUUCAAGGGGCCUACCUUUAUAUUAUGCAAUAAUAUUAAUAAUCAUACAGUGGUGUAACACUGAAAUAGAACUGAGAGGCCUUCAUCUUUUAUUUUCACCAUUCUUAGCCAUCAGCAGAAUGGUUUUUGAAUGGCAAACAUUUGCAUAGCUAAUUUUUUCUUGUUCUUUUACUCAACUUGUACCUCUUAACUGCUUUAGAAAUCUCUCUCGGGACUUUCCUGGUGAUCCAGUGGUUAAGACUCCAUGCUUCCAGUGUAGCGGGCACGGAUUCGAUCCCUGGUCAGGGAACUAAGAUCCCACAUGUGGCACAGUGCGGCCAAAAAAAAGAGAAAGAAAUAGAAGUCUCUCCUUUCUUCAUCCUUGAGGAAUCAGCUCCAACAUAACCUACAUUUAGUUAACUUGCUUCUUCAAUGUAUAGAUGAAUUCAUUAUUCAUUUAUUCAUUCAAUAAAAAGGUAGUGAGGACCUAACAUGUGCCAGGCACUGUUCUAAGUGAACACAGCAGUAAAGAAAACAGACAGGGUUUCUCAUUUAGUGAUGGUAAAGGGCAAGAAACAAAAAAAGACACUGGAAAUCACUGAAAGGCAAAGCAUGGAACAAGUCUCCUGGAUAUGGUAACCCUAGGAAGCUCCCCUUUUGCUCAAUAGUGAUGGAAGAGAGUGAGAUUUAGAAAGGGACUGGAGAAAACAUUUGUUCAUUCAUUCGACAAAUUAUUAUUGAGCAUCUUCUAUGUAACAGGUAACCUGCUAGGUUGUGCAGAUGAUCAGUGAACAAGAUACACAAGGUAGUUCUUCACAAGCAUAUAAUAUUCUAGUGUGGGACACAAUACACUAGACAAGAAAAAAAAAUCAGUGAUGCGUGCUCUACAGAGAACUCAAACAGGGUAAUGUGACUGGCACUUUAGACUGGGGGAGGGGGAAAUGUGAGAAGGUAACAUUUAAUCCAAGCCUGAACGAGACGAGGAGCAACCAGCCUUUCAAAGAUUGGGCAAAGAAUGUUCUAGUCACAAAGAACUGCCAGUACAAAGGGCCUAAGGCAGUAAUGAGCUAGGAACAGCCAAAAGGACAGAGGGCACGGCAUGUGUGGUUGGAGCAGAGGGGACAAAGAGGAGAAUGGUUAGGAGAUGAGAGGAGAGGGAAGCAAGGGUCAGAUCACGUAGGACUUAGGCUACUGGACUGAGAGGCUCCAGAGUGAAAACAGGGAGGCUAGUGAGGAAGCUACAUAACCAUAGCCUAGACUAGAGUGGUAGCUGUAAAGAUGGAGACACACCAAUUGAUUAGGAAAUACUACUGUUACAGUGCAGUUUCCCUCUAAGUCACAUUUGGUCUGUGAUGUUACCCCAUAUCCAUGUUUGGGUGGUAGGGGUGUCACUUUGCCAGGAAAGCCCCCCAAAGCAAAGGGUGCUGUGGGGUGUGUGCCUGACAAUCAGCCAGUCAUACCUACACUUUUAAAUUCUUGUAACUUUGCAUUCAGUGAGCCACAGGUGCCAACUCCACAAGGAACCCUUUCGAAAAUACGAAGAGUUAAACCACUUGAGAUAGAUUUAGAGAUUUAGAGCUCCACUUCUUGGUUUCACUUCCCAGCAAUGGGUACAAAUAAAGAAAAUAAAUUAAUAAAUCUCAACACUUAGCUUGCCCAUCUCAUAGGCGAAGUUAAAAAGGCGCCAGUGGGUGCAACAUUAAGGGAUUGGGACUGCAUUCAGCCUUCAAUAUUUCCAACGUCCAUUUACCGAGGCCAAGACCCCAAUUCUGUAAAUAUGAAAGCGGGGGUAGAGGCGAAUCCUUCCUUCCAUGUCUCGACCCGAUUUUAUUUGUCACCAGGCCCAAGACACUCACUGUAGGGUGGUUGAACCGAAGCUUAUUCUUAACUCUCGCACUUUUUAAGGAGACGCAGAAUAUCUGAACAGUGGCUGCAAUCCAAGCCAAAGGGAGAAGGGCGCUGAAACGCAGGCUAAUGAGCCGCGUUUCCACCCUUGCCCCACCACAGACGGGUGGCGUCCGCCUAGUACCGCCCUCCGAGUCUCCUACUUGGGAUUUGAGGAUUGGAUCUCGCCCGGCACCGCCCUCUUCCCAUAUGCGACGGGAAGAGGCACCCGGCUCCCUCGGCUGCACCUCUGCAGUUCUCUUGCAAAAGAGGAAGCAAGUGCAAAUACUGCAAAGUUAUUUUCUGCAAUACAGUGGAUACAGUUUGUUAUGGCUACUCUGAGUGUUAUAGGUUCAAGUUCACUUAUUGCCUAUGCUGUAUUCCAGAGCAUACAGAAAUCUCCAGAGAUAAGGCCACUCGUUUAUCUGAGCUUCUCUGACCUCCUCCUGGGGAUAUACUGGCUCAUUGAGGCACUUCUCUAUGGAACUUCAGCAGCCAAUAAGGACAUUGUCUGCUAUAACUUGCAAGCAGUUGGACAGAUAUUCUACAUUUCCUCAUUUUUCUACACUGUCAAUUACAUCUGGUACCUGUACAAAGAGCUGAGGAUGAAACCCCACCAGAGUGGACAGAGCACAGUUCCACUGGUUAUAGGUUAUACCUGUCGAGUUAGUCAAACAGCCAUCAUUUUGUCAAGCCUGAUACCUCUACUAUUGAUGAUACCUGUAUUCUGUUUGGGCAAUGCCAGUGAAUGUUUCCGCAACUUCAGCCAGAGCCACAGGUGUAUCCUGAUGUACUCACCACCAACAGCCAUGGCUAAAGUCCUGCCUUCUGCCAACACAUCAGUCUGUAGCACACUUUAUUUUUAUGGGCUUAUCAUUUUCCUGGCCAGCUUUCUACUCAGCCUCCUCACCAUUGUGGUCUUACUCAUUCAAGCCCAGACACUUUAUAAGAAGUUUCUGAAAUCGACUGGCUUUCUGGGGAGUGAACAGUGGGCAGUGAUUCACAUUGUGGAGCAGCGAGUACGCUUCUACCCAGUGGCCUUCUUUUGCUGCUGGGGCCCAGCUGUCAUUCUGAUGAUCAUAAAGAUGACUAAGCCACAGGACACCAAACUUCACAUGGCCCUCUAUGUUCUCCAGGCUCUAACAGCAUCAUCUCAGGGUCUGCUCAACUGUGGAGUAUACGGCUGGACACAGUACAAGCUCUACCAACUAAAGCAAGAGGCUCGGCAUGAUGCAGACACCCAGACACCAUUAUUAUGCUCACAGAAGAGAUUCUAUAGCAGGGGCCUAGAUCCAUUGGAGUCUACCAUUGCUUUUGCUACUAGCACCUCCACCAUUCUUUGAAACUGUAGAAUUGGAACAUCCAGAACUGGAAUGAUUCUACACUAAUGGUUUGGGAAGAGUGUUUGGGAAGAACAUCUUAAGUCUUUUCUAACCGUGCCUUAAACUACGGAAGUGAAAGGGAAUGUAGUGCCAUGGUUAGUAGCUACUCUAGGUGAAGUGGGUGGGAUCUAAUCAUUAUUCUCAGAUUCACAAGUAAAGUCACUAUUCAGGGAGAUGAAGCCACUUUCCACCUAAGAGAUAGACUCAUAUUAUUUCAAUAAAUAUUAGAUUUGUCUAAGUCUCUUCUACAAGAAAUAAAU